AGCCCAGCCAGGACGCCUAGCGCUCUCUGCACGUCAUCACGUCGAGUAGCGACACAGGGGGAAGCGGACAGAGGCGAGCCGUGAGCCUGGGGCCGAGCAGGCGGAGGUAACCAUGGCGAUGACAGGUCAGACGUCCUACCCUACAAUGAGUAACCACACCAAAGAGCGUGUGACCAUGGCCAAGGUGACCCUGGAGAACUUCUACAGCAACCUCAUCACCCAGCACGAGGAGCGGGAAAUCAGGCAGCAGAAACUGGAAAAGGUGAUGGAUGAACAAGGCUUGCCGGACGAGGAGAAACGCCAAAGGCGAUCAGAGCAUGCCCGGAAGGAGACGGAAUUCCUUCGCCUCAAGAGAACCCGUCUUGGUUUAGAUGACUUUGAGUCCCUAAAGGUCAUAGGUCGUGGAGCAUUCGGAGAGGUGCGUCUUGUUCAGAAAAAGGACACAGGCCAUGUGUAUGCCAUGAAGAUCUUGCGCAAAGCGGACAUGCUGGAAAAGGAGCAGGUGGGGCACAUCCGAGCAGAGAGGGAUAUUCUGGUGGAGGCAGACAGUCUCUGGGUGGUGAAGAUGUUCUACAGCUUCCAGGACAAGAUGAACCUGUACCUCAUUAUGGAGUUUCUGCCAGGGGGUGAUAUGAUGACCUUGCUGAUGAAGAAGGACACGUUGACCGAGGAGGAGACGCAGUUUUACAUUGCAGAGACUGUGCUGGCCAUUGACUCCAUCCACCAGCUGGGCUUCAUCCACAGGGACAUCAAACCUGACAACCUGCUACUGGACAGCAAGGGCCAUGUGAAGCUGUCGGAUUUUGGACUGUGCACAGGUCUAAAGAAAGCACACAGGACAGAGUUCUAUAGGAAUCUGAACCACAGCCUGCCCAGUGACUUCACCUUUCAGAACAUGAACUCCAAGAGGAAGGCGGAGACCUGGAAGAGGAACAGGCGGCAGCUGGCUUUCUCUACAGUGGGCACCCCAGACUAUAUUGCCCCAGAAGUGUUCAUGCAGACUGGAUACAACAAGCUGUGCGACUGGUGGUCUCUCGGGGUCAUUAUGUACGAGAUGCUGAUUGGGUACCCCCCAUUCUGUUCCGAGACCCCGCAGGAGACCUACAAGAAAGUGAUGAACUGGAGAGAGACCCUCACCUUCCCCCCCGAAGUGCCCAUCUCCGAGAAGGCCAAGGAUCUCAUCCUCAGGUUCUGCUGCGAGUGGGAGCACAGAAUUGGUGCAGCAGGGGUGGAGGAGGUUAAAAGUAACCCUUUCUUUGAAGGAGUGGAUUAUGACCACAUCAGGGAAAGACCUGCAGCAAUACCAAUCGAAAUCAAAAGCAUUGACGACACUUCCAACUUUGAUGAGUUCCCCGAGUCAGACAUCCUACAGCCUGCAGCUGCCGUGGUGAGUAACCACUCGGAGGCGGACUACAAGAACAAGGACUGGGUCUUCAUUAACUACACCUACAAGCGGUUCGAGGGGCUGACGGCUCGGGGAGCCAUACCUUCCUACAUGAAGACGGGGAAGAGAUAGGCCCCCGAGGAGUGGGGCCGACCCGGGUUCGAGGCUGGUGCGUCCUCCUCUCUUCUGGGACAUCAGCACUGAAAGAGCUUUGCAAGGAGCCUGGUCUGCCAUUAGCCCCUGUUCUGCCGGAGAAGACUGACUGUGAGGGCUUGCCUUUCCGCCUUCCAGGCCUUUUGCCCUCAUAUCGAAUCGCUGAGGUCGUGGGGAAGAGGAGCUCACGAGCAGGGCACACUCUUCCACAGUCAAGCAUGGAGCGGCCUGGUGGUCCAGGAUAGCUAGAAAAAAGGGCAAAACAAUUGGUAAAAAAAAAAGUGUUUUAGAACAGUAAAUUCUCUUCAUGUCGAACUCUGAAGCAGGCAGAGGUGUGAGCUGGACCCAGAGAGGGCAGGGCUUGGACCCGGAGCUCUGUGGGCUGGGAUACUGGAGCGCUGGAGCCCCCUGCAGAGCUCUUCCGGCACCUCCUCUACUACAGUUUCUUUCUCCUCUUCUUUGCGAGUCCUUUCCACUGCUGUGAAAUCUCUCCUGAGGUCUCCGUUGUGCUUCAGGUCAGCUGGGUGUCCCCUGCAGUGCGCUUUUUUCAAACCCAGGGUUAUUUAUUCUUUCCGCCAGUGUUUUUUACAUAUGCGACUAUGUACAAAAUGUUGUAUGUACUUGGGACCUUUUUUCUGCUUCUGUUAAGUGGCAGAUUAACCCUUUUUCUGGGGUUAUCGUUUUUUAAUCUUUUAAAAAUAUUUUUAAAGUAUCUGGGCUUCAUAGCUCAUUCCAGAAAUGUGCUGGACAUUUUUUAGUUUUCUCUGCUUGUGGUAGUCUGGCUUUUUUUUUGUUAAAUUUUCUACCAUAUCGGUGCUUUGUCUUGCACAGUAUAGUCCAAUUAGUAUUGGGUCUCAAUGCGUGUUUAACGCGUGUACGUUACCAAAGACCAACAACAGCUACAGUUUUCACCUGCAGGGUCUUACACAGUGGAUCUUUGUUGGUUUCAAUGUAAAUUCCAGAACUAGCAUUAUCUUCACCUUAAAACACACACAGCUUAGAGCUAUGAGUCUGAAAAGACUUACCAAGGACUGUAGAAAAGGUAAUUGUGUAAAAUACAGCAUUUCCUUUUUAAUUUUGGGGAAGGGAAAGUCUUUAAGAGGCUCCUAGUAUACAGUAUUUUAAUUUGAAAUUUGGUUUCACUGUCAGAAGUCUGACGCAGGUUGUGCCAGACUGAUGAUGGAGUGAGAAAAGGCAAGAGCAGCAGUAUAAUUCCAUUGGCAGUGUUUGGUAAUUUGAACAGAUAAGUGUUUUAGCUUCUUGAUCCUGGGGAGUAAAUACACCUCCAUUCAAUAUUAGACCAUUUUUUUAUAUUAGAUGAAAAUUCUCUCCAUAUUAUUGUGCAAUGGGUCUUAAACUUGGCAUAUCAUGUCUUGAAAACCUUUGCUUGGGGAAUCGCAAAGGUGGACAGUUUGACAGUUUGACAGUUACCCUAUACAUGUGAGGAUUAUUUCUUGUAAAAUGGGAAGCACUGGGAUCUCAGAGAUGGUUUUUUCCGUGACGUCACGGGCAUGGGCAUUGCAGUGAAUGAGCAUCACGGCCACAGCAAAGUCACACCCGUGGAAAAGAGGCAGGAGAGUCGGGACCGAAGCCGGUCCUUAGCAGGGUUGGAAAUGAGGAUCCGCACACGGUACACCAGGCAGCAAACCAGUCCCAAAAGCCAAACAAACCUUUCCUGAAAAUCAAAGAUCAAGCAGGAUCUAUGCAGUUUAAAAUAAUUUCAGUGGUCUGCCUGCUGAAAUAACCGGCAUGUUAGAUGCAUUCUGCCUUGUAAUUGUUUCUGGAUGCUUUUUCUUUUUUUUGGAAGUAGUAUUUAAAUAGAUGACAUGAUGCACUUAAUGAAAGCAGACUACAUGCUGACUUCACCGAUUUCGCUUGUAUUCCAGGAACCACAGACCUCCGUGGUAGGCCUCAUAUAUAUAGCACUUCUAGACUUUUUAUAAGCUUAUAGGAACGCCUGUGUUUUGAAAGACAACAUUUGUGUUUUAGUGUAUUUUUAAUCACAGGGCUCAGUAUUCAGACUUACUUGAAAUUUUACACCUAUCUGCUUGUGAAGGUGACCUUGCUAUCUGGUCAACAGCAUUACCCUGCAACACUAGUUUUAGAAUCUGCUUGUUCAGACAGUUACGAGAUUUUGUCAGCAGUUAAGGCCAAAGCUGAAGGAGGUUGAUUCAUUUGUUGCUUUUAUCCAAGGUGAUUUACAUUUCUGCCCAUCUAUACAGCCGAGCAACUGGCGUGAAGUACGUUGCUCAAGGAUAGCACCACCAUGUCUCAGCUGGGUUUGAACCCGCAACCUUGCAGGCACAAGUCCAGGCCACUGCUGCCACUUCUGUUAAACACUGCCACUUACAGUCACUGGGACUGAACUGCAAAAGCCUGUGAAUUAUUUCCGUUUCAGUCUCCCUAAGUGGAGUGAUUACAAUAUGGCUCGUACCCUAUUAGAUAAGGCAUAAUGCCUUGUUGACCUUUUAAUCUGUAAAUCAGAUAUCAGAAUCUGUGUAUCAGUUUGCUGGCAAUAGAUUUCUGCAUGUGGGCUACAGAGUGAUGAGAUAACCUGCAUUUGAAAAGUAUAGUUCAGAAGCAUCCCCUACAGGCCUCAGGUAUGCCUCAGUCAGGAAAGGGGCUUGCUUGGAGCGCGGGUUGAGCCAGAAGACUAGAGUUUGAAUUUGGGCCGUGUCGCAGUUUGACGGGGGCCAAGACUGUCGAAGCGCUGUCAGGUCUUGGAGUUGGAAUCGCUUGGACAGGGAUUUCUCAGCUCUUGAGUAAAUGGGGCGGUCCUGCAGCUUUUUUGGUGUUUGUACCUGGAAGCUUGCAGGGCUGCACUGUUCCUUCAGUCAAGUAUAACCUGGCUCGCAGAGGGUCAGAAAAUAAGGUACUUGAUGGCUGGGAAGGUUGGAGUAGUCCCUCCUCAUUCCUGCAGUGCAGUAUGUGAGUCUUUGCUUUGAAACGAAGUGAAGGAUCGGUGGCGAGUCCCAUACUGGGUGAACAACAAGGGGAGAGGCUUUUACUUACGAUUAAGUGACUCCGCUAUUAAGAUGCUCGUUUCCAGGUUGAACUCUGAUCCAGAUGUCAUUUGUUCGAGACUGAGUUUCGUUGCCAGCUGACCGGGACUGGGACUCCUCCUGCUGCCUCGGUGCUCUCUGUGGGAUCUUGGGUGCUUGAAGAAAGGCAGUGAGAUUGACAAGAGGUGCGUCUCUCCUCGUUAGGCAAGAGAUGAAGGGCAUAUCAACAAAUAGAGCACAUCUCAAACAAAAAGGGCAUUCUCAAAAGAAAAGGGCAUGGGGCCCUAAUGCACUAAAGCAAAAAAGUUCUAUUUUGAAAAUCAAAUAAUGGCAUCUCUGUUUCUGCAAGUCUCCGUCGGGAUCCUUUCAAGCAAAGUUGGGUUACCAUACCAAAGUAAAAGAAAAAGGUUUUGUUGUUCUGUUCCCAAGUGGCUAAAGCCUGGGUUUUGAGUAUCCCACAAUAGAGGGUCAGCUGGAAGUCCCGUACUGAGGGGAGGCUGCCCCACCCCUGGAGGUGUGUUCGCUGGAUGUUUGCAAUGGAAAACCAUGGCAAGGUGCUUGCUGGGAUACAAAGCGCCAACCUGAGGGCGUAUGACCUGGACCUUGCGAACACCAGGAGCCGAGGAGACUGGGAAUGCCCACAGCUGAAAUAAGGUCGCUUGAUGCAGGCUUUAAAAAUCUGAACAUUUUCUUUCGUUACCAGUCGUGUUAGUGACUGCAUUACAUUUCACAUAGAACACUUAAAAGUCCUUUAUCUCAGGGGCAAAAACACAUGUUCGUCAUUGAGUAAAAAUGAAAUUCCAUCACAAUGGCUGGUUACCAAGGCUCGCUUUCUUAAAAUUGUUUUUUUUCCCCCGCUUUUAACUACUCCAUAUACAGUAUGUACGUGUGUAUUUUUUUCCAUAAAGGUACAGAUGCCAAAGAACUUUAUGACCAUUGGCACGCUGUGGACACAGGUUUGUGUUUGCCCCACUGAGGCAAAGUGAGCAGUGGGGUGCUGGGCCCUGCUAUCCCUGUUGUGAUAAUACAGUGCAGAAUGUAUGGUUUUAUGCAGUAAUUUAUGUUGUUAUAUGAUGACACAGUAUACUUUGUAUUUUUUCUAAAACAACCCUUUUUAUAUUUUGUCAACUUUUACCAAGAUCAGCUUUUAUCACCCAUCUCUUUUUUUAUCCUCCACAAUUAGAUCAAGAAAUUCUAAAAACAGAACAUUCAGGAAAUUCUUGUGCUUGUCCUCAGUGCUGAGGGAUUGAUGUAUUUCUGUAUAUUCUUCAAGUAAUGUAAAAACGUGACGAGUGAGAUAUUCAACAAUUUUUAUUUUGUCACUCAAAGAAAACGACAGACGGCUGUUGUUCGGUGCAUUCCCUGUUUGAAGGGGGUGGCCCUCUUUCGUGUUGUCUGGUUUUUUUUUUGCAUGUAAUUUUAUUGUUGCUUUGAAAUGUAAAAAAAAGACCUGGGGGGCUUGGUGGUGGUUUGAAAUACCUGGGACCACAGAAGUAUUGCUCGGCUUAUUCUCCUGUCAGUUACAGCAACUGAGCUGUGCUUUUAUCAAACAGCGCUCAGGGAACUCUGAUGUGUAAGCAUUCCAUUUCAUUUACCUAGCUAGCUGAAUGCCUGACAAAAACCGAUCUGGGGCUGGCAGCCCCUAAUGUGAAAUAAGUGAUCUUUGUGUUUGCUACAAUUUUGUAUGUUCUCUUCACUGGUGGGGAUAUCUCCUGCAAUGGGUCUGAUUUUAACUGUGUUGUAAAGACAGAAGACUUCAACAGUCAGAUCAGUAAUAGGACAGUGUCUGCACCUCCACUGCAAAAUGUCACUAACUAUACAACAACUCUGACCUGUUCCUGAUUUUCCAAAAGGAGAACAUGGGUCUCGGAGCAGGAUACAUAAGUGUUUUUUUUUUUUGUUUUGUUUUUUUAUUUUCGCUUCACUUUGGCAAAUGCUCUGUUGAGUGCGUUUCCUGCUCUGGGUUGGGAGCAAUUUGACUAGUUUCCAAAGUUCAGGGGAGGAAUCUUCUCUGCUGAUCAAUGGCUCUUGCAGGGCAGGACCUCAUGAUGUUAAAAAAAGAAACCGUGUGACAUGGUCUUAAAGGUCACGGGCUCUUCGUGAGGGCAGAAGGCCCACGGGGACUGAAGUGUGCAAGGGGAUAUAAAGUCUCACAACCAUCUGUUACUGACUGCAGUAGCCAUGAGCCUACUGCUUCUUCCUUCUCUCCCAGCUCUGCCAUUAAACCCCUGCACACAGUCCUGGGUAUGCAACCUGGGAGGUUUAUAGAUCUAUUCUUCUCAGAGGUGCACAUUCUCCCUGUAUACGGGGAAUCUUCAUUUUCUGCUGUGCUUGAAUAUGAACAGAGCCUCUCUAUGCCAGUGAUACCUCCUGUGUGUGCUUUUAUUUUAAGCUGAAACAGGAUCUCUGCCAUCCCCAGCCUCCUCCAUGUAGUUUUGGCUAGUUAUAUAUAAAUAUUGCUGCCUUACAUAGUACAGGUUUAUACGUGUAAAUGCAGUUUGAUUAAAUAUUUUUUUCCCCUCUCCUGAGGUUUGUUUCUAGCUAUCAUUUUUGUUUUAACCUGCUUGGUUACUGGCAGCAGCAGAAAGCAAAGCUUGUUUUUGUGAAAGGAGCAUUCAGUGCUGCCACAGCCAGCUGUUUAAAAUGAGUCAAUAAACCCUUGUACAUAGUUUCUACUGCAUUUUACUGUUCAUGUGCAAUCCUUGUUAGUGACAGGCUGUAUGCACUGCCAGUACACGUAGUAUAAAGAGUAAACAAAGAUGCAUCUUGA
This is a messenger RNA of Lepisosteus oculatus (spotted gar), 7309 nucleotides long. Its product is annotated as serine/threonine-protein kinase 38. Gene Ontology annotation, molecular function: protein serine/threonine kinase activity; ATP binding. Gene Ontology annotation, biological process: peptidyl-serine phosphorylation; intracellular signal transduction. The record is from RefSeq and is a predicted model, not a curated record. NCBI's taxonomy places the organism in Eukaryota, Metazoa, Chordata, Actinopteri, Semionotiformes, Lepisosteidae.